AUGACUUACUUCGUUCACCGACCUUUAUUUUUCUUCCUUCCUGCUCUGCUGGUCUCCACGGCAUCAUCGUCUGUAGAGGUGUCCUUACCUCUCUCUGCACCGUCAACCGCACCGGAAAUCUCUGCCAGUCUCCUGUCAUUUUCCAUUGAAGGGGAUGGAUGGAUGAACUGGACUGGGACGACUUCAAAGAAUCAAUUUCUUUACAACGCCUUAGAUAACCUGAAAGCUCUGACAGGGGCACCGCCUAACAUUAGAAUCGGAGGCAAUAGCGAGGAUCAUACGAAUUUCAAUCCUAGCGUUGAGUUGUCAGAAGCAAUAUUUCCUGACUUCACUACGCUUGUUCCCUAUCCGGAAACUACAAAUCUUACUGUUGGUGAUGGCUACUACCAAACGGCCCGCUUCCUUCCAUCUGGAACGCAUAUAACAUGGGGCGUCAAUUUUGGACAGAAGAAUCUUACUGCGGCAUUCCUGGCAGCACGUUCGAUUGCAAGCGCAUUUUCAUCUCCUGCUAUGAAAGACGCCGGAGUGACUCUCGACUAUGUGGAGAUUGGUAAUGAAGCAGACUGGUAUAUCAACAACGGUGCACGUCCGUCCAACUGGACUUCCGCUGACUAUACCCAGGAGUGGACUGAGUUCGCCAAGAACAUUUCCAAAACUGUUGGAAUUUCAUCGACGUCUCAUACAAAAUUCUUUGUUGGUAGUUUUACCCAUUCAACCACCGCCGGCUUUUCACCCCAAGCUAUCUACGCUGAGGGGAUACUCGACUCUGAACCAGGCGCCUCCAUUGCGAUUUUUUCGCAGCACAAAUAUACAGGUGCCUUCCGCGAGGGCAUGGAUGGCCUACUACAGGACCUGAUGACAAAGGCAAAUAUCCGUGGAAACCUUUCGGUCUUGAUCCCAGACAUUGAGGAAACGCACAAUCGAGGCCUGGGUUAUGUCCUUGGAGAGACCAAUAGCUUUGCCAAUCAUGGUGCAAUAAACGUUAGUAACACAGCUGGAGCUGCAUUAUGGUCGUUGGAUUACACUCUAUUCGCGCAACAGUUGGGAAUAUCUCGCGUCUUUUUCCACGAAGGUGUAGGAUACAAAUAUAACUUUAUCCAACCCGUCGAAUUAACCAGAUCGAUCCUCGAUGGAUCUGAGCUCCCGGAACCUGUAGCUCCUCAUGUUCAACCUCUUUACUAUGCCGCGAUCGUCAUCGGAGAGGCCAUAGGCAACUCUGGCCAUACUCAAGCAGCGGAGUUGUCAAUCGACAACCCUCGUAUCUCCGGUUACGCCUUCUACGAAGACGGUGUUCUCGCCCGUGCUGUUCUCAUCAAUUCUCAAGCAUAUAUGAAAGAUCAAUCUACCUCCCGUUCGAGUAUCCACCUCGACCUCGAUUUUUCGGGAGAGGGACAGCUACCCACGAGUGUGCGGGUCAAAAGGCUCGCCAUUGGUCAUGCUGACGACGAUUCGGGUUUAACCUGGGGAGGCCAGACGUAUGAGACGGACGAUGCGCGCGCGCAAGGGGAGCUGGAGAUUGAAACUAUUCAGGUUGCAUCCGGAUUGGAUAUGGUGGAAACGGAAGCCAUCCUUCUCUCCUUUGAAUUUUGAGGUUGUACGGACUUCAUAGUCAAGCGUAGAUAUUAUUGAUAAAUGAAUUUCGGCCACGAUAAAGCGCCGCGACUAUACAUCCGAGUUGCCUCCCAUGCAAGAGGGUAGCGCUACAUUGACUGCAUCCUUCUAGGGAUCCGCUUUCCCCAAACACGCAACUUCAAAGGGGUGUAGCACGGUGAGACUUCAUCUCUCGGAGUUCUUCUGCCGCAUUCUAUCGAUCCCGGGCGCUAUCACAUGACCACCGAAGAAAUUGAGUUAUCUUGGUAGGAGAAGAUUCUUGCAAAUAACCCCACUUCCGUAAAAAAAAAAAAACUAUCCGAAAAAUCAGUCCAACGAUCAUAUUGGUCCCAGGACCUCCCCUCCUCCUCCGGAUCGUAUGGAAGUGAUU
Molecule: messenger RNA, 1981 nt
Organism: Desarmillaria tabescens
Lineage: Eukaryota; Fungi; Basidiomycota; Agaricomycetes; Agaricales; Physalacriaceae
Product: glycoside hydrolase family 79 protein
Exons: 9
Coding region: 1-1590 (529 amino acids)
Source: RefSeq, a predicted model, not a curated record